Mus caroli (Ryukyu mouse) is the source of this 797-nucleotide messenger RNA. RefSeq lists its product as uncharacterized. NCBI's taxonomy places the organism in Eukaryota, Metazoa, Chordata, Mammalia, Rodentia, Muridae. The record is from RefSeq and is a predicted model, not a curated record.
UCCACACCAACAGAGAACCUGCUCUUCUCUGAGUAUUAGGACCAAGUGCUAUCUAAUCAUGAGUUCCCACCAGCAGAAGCAGCCCUGCACUGUACCCCCUCAGCUGCACCAGCAGCAGGUGAAGCAGCCUUGUCAGCCACCACCCCAGGAACCUUGUGCCCCCAAAACCAAGGAUCCCUGCGACCCUGUUCCUGAGCCCUGCAACCCCAAGGUGCCAGAGCCCUGCCACCCCAAGGCACCUGAGCCCUGCCACCCCAAGGUGCCAGAGCCCUGCCAGCCUAAGGUGCCAGAGCCCUGCCAACCUAAGGUGCCAGAGCCCUGCCAGCCUAAGGUGCCAGAGCCCUGCCAACCUAAGGUGCCAGAGCCCUGCCAACCUAAGGCACCAGAGCCUUGCCACCCCAAGGCACCUGAGCCCUGCCACCCUGUUGUUCCUGAGCCCUGCCCCUCAACUGUCACUCCAUCACCAUACCAGCAGAAGACAAAGCAGAAGUAAUAUUGUCCACAGCCAUGCCUGAAGACCUGAUCACCAGAUGCUGAGGCUGCUGUCCAUCCUGCUUAUGAGUCCCAUUGCCUUGUGCUACCAAUGCUGUGACCUUCAGUCUUAAUCCCUCUCUCCUUGCACCACCUAAAAAGUUGACUCUCAUCCUCAUCCUCAAGGACUCCUGAGCCUCUUAACAUUGCCCAAAGUCAUAUUGAAUGGCUACACUUUUCAUGGCUCAGGAUUCAUCUGAAGGGGGUGGGGAGUGAGACAAGUGUAUGGUCAAUAUUUUCCCCCCAUUAAAUGCCAUUUAACUCCA